Messenger RNA from Plasmodium cynomolgi strain B, 2385 nucleotides. RefSeq lists its product as hypothetical. The transcript is spliced from 2 exons. NCBI's taxonomy places the organism in Eukaryota, Apicomplexa, Aconoidasida, Haemosporida, Plasmodiidae. The record is from RefSeq and is a predicted model, not a curated record. Bases 1 to 2385 code for a protein of 794 amino acids.
AUGGCAGUGCUGAGCAGAAGACCGCUUGUCCGUUUGGCGAAGGCGAAGGGGGUUUGGGCGCGCCGGAAUGGCGGCGGGAAGAGGAGGUUCGCGCAGCUGGUGGGGGGAGGCGGCCAACAGGGGGGAGGCGACUACCCUGCUAGUGGCUUCGAACGGGGAGACCCCCCUGCUAGUGGCUUCGAACGGGGAGACCCCCCCGCUAGUAGCUUCAAACAACGCGAGCACACAAAAAUGAGCGACUUCCACUACUUCAAUAUUUACCUCCUUGGAGGCAGCGACUUCGUCAAACUAACAUCAUUUUACAGUUUUUGCGAAAAUAAAAACAUGUACGCGUGCAUACUGCUCCACCUGAGCACUGUGUAUGAGUCUAUCCCAGUUAGGGAUAUCAUGAAGGUGUUAAAGAAUAUCCUUCAGCAGAACAAGGCAUCCUUUUCACAUCCCUUGGUCAAGGGAAAGAGAAUCACACACCUAUAUAAGCAUAUGUGUCAGCAUCUGGAUAAAUUAAAUACAGCAGAAGUGAUUAGCUUGCUGACAUGUGCUUGUUACACGACAAAGGCCUUUCCUGUGGAAUCUGUUCGAAUGCUAUGUAGAGUGAUCCUUGCGAAACCCUUGGGGUGCUUCCACCCUACACAGAUACACGAGAUCUGCUCCUGCUUAAUAAAAAUGAAGACUGAAUUUUCCUUGAGGAAGCUCCCUUAUGACGAUGCACUGCAUGUUAAGAUGCGCGAGCAUCAUGCGUUGAGCUUGGACACGAAAUACGUAGUUCGUUUUUGGAGGAAGUGUCACAGUUUGCGAUUUGAAAAAGGGGGACGGAGGGGUGAUAUGGAUGGGGCGAAGCGAACAGUAUCCUCGGAUGAAACGCUUAGGUUUAGGAGCACAAGGGGGGGAGUUAUUACCACCCUUGGUGAGGACCACCCCAUGGAUUACCCGGUUACACUUAAAACAGGUGAAGUUCUAUCGGAGGAGAGACCCCACUUAGGGGGAACCACCACCCAAGGGGAAGGAGAAGAAGAAGAAGGUAGCAAUGUGUUAUUGAGCUUUAUUAACAGCAAAGUUUAUCACAUGACACCUCCUCAGUUAAGUCGAGUUACCUACGGUUUGUACAGCUUUGUGGAAAAUAUGAAGCAAUACUCCCAGCUGAGCAGCUUGAGGAACAACAUGAAUUUCUUAUUUUCGAUGGCUGUGCAGUAUGUGUUGAAUUACUUAGACAGGGGGGCUCUACACCAGGAUGAGAUUCCCCCAAGUAGUGACUCCAUCCGCAAAAAAGCUACUGCUGAUGUGGUACUCUCAUCGGAAGGAGAUCACUCCAGCUAUAUUAGUAUGAAUACGGAUUAUCUGUACAUUUCUUCGUCCGGCGUGCACAUACGCAGGGGGGACCGGGGCGGGGUGGAUCUCCCGUCAGAUAACUGCGCUGGGGAUGGUCUCCCCACAAAGGGCUGCCCCCCAAAAGGCUGCCCCCCAAAAGGCUGCCCCCCAAGUGGCUCCUCCCCCCGGAGAGGCAACCUCACCCACGCGUGCGACAUCCUGCUGAACAUUAGCUACCUGAACACGAGCCAGAACCACCGAAAAAUCAAGGACGCCUACGAUUGUGUAAAAAAAAUCAUCACACAGGAGGCAGAGGAGGAGGAAGAAGAAGACCACUCCUCAGUGGAAUUGGACAACCUGUUGUCUCUCCUACUCUCCAUGUCCAAUUUUUAUCAUCGAACUAGAGACAAUUAUGUGUUCCAUUCGUACAAGCAGAUCUUACACAUGCUGGAAAGGAAGAAGCUCAAAUUUAAUACAAACCAUUUUAAUAAAAUCUCCAUAGCUAUUACUCCGUUACUACAGGAGAAGAAUAACUUAAUUGCAGGCUAUGCUCAUCUGAUUUGCUUCUUUAUCGAGAAUGAGGUGGUUCCUUUGAGGUCAUGUGUGUUUACACUGCAGCAUAUAAUGAAAAAAAUUUGUGUAAAGUUAAGCGAUCCGCUGGUGACGCUUCUGCUGGUGAUCAUCCGCCGCAUCGAUAGGUUCCUUUGCGAUGUACGUGCGCACAUUGCGCGAAGCGGCGUUGACGACGGCGGUGACCAAGACAGCCGUGACGACCUUCACGAUAGUGACAGCCCAGACAGUAGUGCUAAUCGCGAUGCGCACAGGCGAUUCCUCCUGCUGCACUCAAUCAACGAAAGCACGCUCACCUGUGUCCUCGUCAGCCUGUCACUCAUUCUGCAAAAUGCCAAAUACGGCACUGGGGCGAGGGACGAAGCCGCGGCGCUUCUACGCAGAAUGGUCUCCUACGUAUCCACAGGUUCGUUGGAGAAAAUCCCGAAGAAAUAUAUUCACGCGGGACUAUUGGACGCACUUCCCCCAGAUGAUAACAGAGUUAAGAAGGUUCUCCUAAGCAGGGCGUAG